Molecule: messenger RNA, 177 nt
Organism: Jaminaea rosea
Lineage: Eukaryota; Fungi; Basidiomycota; Exobasidiomycetes; Microstromatales
Exons: 2
Biological process (GO): translation
Cellular component (GO): mitochondrial large ribosomal subunit
Molecular function (GO): structural constituent of ribosome
Source: RefSeq, a predicted model, not a curated record
AUCCUCAAUGCUGUGCCCAAGAAGAAGGUCAGCCACUCAAGAAAGAGGAUGAGGGCGGCAAACAAGGGGUUGAAGGACAGAAUGGAUCUCGUCCACUGCGGAGGAUGUGGUCGACCAAAGGCAAUUCAUCAUAUCUGCCCGCAUUGCUUUGGGGAUAUCGCAAGGAGGCAAAAGACC